Messenger RNA from Chondrus crispus (carragheen), 716 nucleotides. RefSeq lists its product as hypothetical. Gene Ontology annotation, molecular function: peptidyl-prolyl cis-trans isomerase activity. The record is from RefSeq and is a predicted model, not a curated record. Lineage: Eukaryota; Rhodophyta; Florideophyceae; Gigartinales; Gigartinaceae. The coding region runs from base 1 to 549 and encodes 182 amino acids. The transcript has 2 exons.
AUGCAACAUGUCUCCAAGCGCCCGGCCCGCCGUCCCAUCUCCCGCCGCGCCUCUCUUCAACUAGCAGCGGCGGCGCUGGCGCUACAAACUCUACGGCCCACAUCCGCGCGAGUGCGAGUCGCCGACGCGGACGCCGGGUCCAAAGUGGUCACGACGGAAUCCGGACUGAGCUACUAUGACUUCAUCACGGCCGACGGGGAUGCUCGCCCCGUGACGGAGGGCACUCGCGUGAGCGUACACUACACGCUGGGCACGACGGGCGCGCGGAACGGGUGGAAGAUUGACAGCUCGUACGACAGAGACCCGCUCACGUUUACUGUGGGGAGGGGGGAAGUCGUGCAGGGUUUGGAUGAAGGCGUACUAGGAAUGGGAAAGGGCGGGAAGAGACGCGUCGUGAUUCCCAGCAAAUUGGGGUAUCGAACAAAAGAUGACCGGCCAGUGGUCAUGGGUUUUGCGGAGUAUCAGCGGUUUAAGAAUAUUUACCUCAACCCGGAUAGACCGUAUAAGCCGGACUUGGUCAUAGAUGUCACUGUCGUCAAGGUGCGAUGAAGGGCACCAACAGUGAUCCUCGCUCUCGAGGAUCAGGAUGAAGUAGAGAGGACUUGUGGUCUGUUCGCUGGGGCGCGAGCGAUUCUGCGAAGGUAUACUCGCGGCGCAUUUCAAUUCCAUCCUUGUCCCAAGCUUAUUUUUUUAAAACAUGCGCUUGCGCAAUGGCA